ACCACUCCCUCUCUCAGUGUGAACGGAAGAGCAAGUCUAGUCUUCACUCGUUACAGUUUUGCCAUCAGACGUGUUUUUAUCGAGGACUAUGUGCGCAGCCGAGAAUGGCGGAGGCCAACGCUCUUGAGGAACUGCAGUCGGAGCUCACCUGUCCGGUGUGUUUGGAGCUGUUCCGUGAUCCGGUGAUCCUCGAGUGCGGACACCACUUCUGCCAGGUGUGCAUCAUCCAGUGCUGGGAAGCCAAGGCGGACGAGUUGUCGAGUUGCCCGAAGUGUAGAAAGUCGUGCGGCCGUAAGCUCAGACCCAACUCGCUUCUGUGCAACGUCGUGGACAGUGUGCGCAGAGCCCGGGCCAUGGACACAGCCGCGGGGAUAAUCGUGUGGGACCCGGAGGGUGCGCUGGAGGAGCCGGAGGAUCGGGAGCCGGGGUCCAGUAUGAGCAGCGUGGCCUCUUCCAUCGGGCACUGGCCGCGCCUGGGUAUGGGUAUGGAUAUGUGCGAGGAGCAUGAGGAGAGGCUGAAGCUUUACUGUGAGGACGACCAGCUGCCCAUUUGUCUGGUGUGCGGCAUGUCCCGGGACCACAAGACCCACAAUGUCAUCCCCAUCACAGAGGCCUUUGAAAACUACAAGGAUAAGCUGUCUGUCGCUCUCGAGAGGACUCAGCUACAGAGCGAGGAGGCCACGCUCUUCCAAAGGCAGACCAAUGAGAAGAUCCUCCUCAUUAAGGAGCGAGCAGGGGAUCUGGAGGAGCUGGUCACGGCAGAGUUUGGUCGUCUGAGGGAGUUCCUACUCGAGGAGGAGGAACGCAUAAAGGAGAAACUGCAGAGGCAGAAAGAGGAGAAGCUCAACCAGCUGGAGGAGGCACUCACUCAGACAACAGAGCAAAUCAGCCAACUGGAAAGUACGGCUGACCAGCUUUGCCUCAAACUGAGGGAAGAAGAAAACCCAGAGCAACUCAAGGGAAUCAAAGAUUUCAUUGGAGGGGCUGAGAGCUUGUUUGAGCGCCCCCCAGAGGUGAAUGUCAGUCUGCAGUCGGCAGAGUUCCUGGGACCUCUGCAAUACAGGACCUGGAGGAAAAUGAGUUCAAUUUUUCAGCCAGCUGUCACAGCGGUGUCCCUCGACCCUGACACAGCCUACCCCUGUCUGUGGGUUUCCCCCUGUCGCACCAGCGUCCAGGUGGGAAGAAUCCAACCCAACCUGCCCAACAACCCCGAGCGUUUCACCCGCUACAACAUCGUCCUGGGCUCUGAAGCUUUCUCCUCUGGCAGACACUACUGGGAGGUAGAGGUGGGCUCCAAAACAGCGUGGGGUCUGGGCGUGGCCACAGCCUCGGUCAACAGGAAGGAGGAGAUCAGCCUCUGCCCUGAUGAUGGUUUCUGGACCCUGGUGCUGAGGGACAGCGGCAAUGGCAACAGCGAGUAUGAAGCAUGCACAGACUCAGAGGAGAGCUUGUUACAUCCCUCCAAGCCCCCCAGGAGGGUGGGGGUCUAUCUGGACUAUAACCGUGGUGAAGUGGCGUUUUAUGAUGCAGGAGACAUGAGCCACCUCUUCACCUUCUAUGAUGCAAAAUUCAAAGAGCCUGUUUUCCCGUACUUCAAUCCCUGGCCGAUUAUCAACGGAUACAACCGGGAGCCACUUACCAUAGUAACGCCACACUGGUGAUAGAUGUCCUUUAUAUCGGAGGAUUGACGCAGACUUCAGAAUAAAACUUCUGAAGAAGAUUCAGUAACUGAUGAAUUUAAAUAGACUCAUCAUAUGAGCAUUGACACAUGGUGCAGAACAUGCAGGAUACACUGUAGUAUUAUUCAAAGACUUGAAAUAAGAUGGUAAAACUACUAAAAAGUCAAACAACACUUUAAAGGACAUGGUUGAUAUUUUACAUUUUUUUUAUGUCAACAAGUCCCAUGAAAAGUCCAAAACCAACAAUGUAUUGAUCCAACUAACAAGUAUUGUCUGUAGUUUAUGUUGGCUCCAACAUUGUGUUGGUUCUGAAUUCAUUAGAAAAGGGGUAAGGCAUAUUGCUUGCUAAGGUAACCAAAGACUUAAAGGUUCUCUGUGGAGUUUUAGACCUCUAGAAGCACAAUGGAGCUAUUUUUCCAUGAGUGGCUGCCUGUUUCAGAGUGGGUCACGAUUUCACACUUUUCCACUCAUCUACAGAUGGCGGCAACAUGCAAAGAUAUGCUGCAAUGCACAGAUAAAAACAAGGGAAAGACUGCUAGCUCAUUGAUUCAAACAAUGCUGGAUUUAAAGUACUGUAAAGAACUGGAUUCAAAUUUGAUUUAACACAGUUGUUAGACCUUAAUGAUAUAUGCAUUGCAUUUUGGUGAGUAAAACUGAAUGUAAACAAAACUUUUAUUUGUUUUCAAGAAAACUCCACAGGGCCCUUUUAACUGGUAGAGUCUCUGCAGGAAGGUUUUGAAAUUGUAUUAACUAAAUUUGUUGCAAUGUCUUAUUGUGUGUGUUGAAAUAAUAUCUAACAAUAUAAGUAAUCUUUUUACUGUUUUAUAGCUGUGAUGUUUCCUGUUGUUCUAAUGACAUGUCUGUACAUCUAAAGCAACGAUGUGUGUAGUAGAUGUAACACAAUUAAUAACUUCUAUAUGCCUUUACUUUACAAAGGACAUUUACCUUUAAGUGUCCCACCACCACCACAUUUGUCCAACACAACUCUGUGAAAAUGUAAUUUUAAAAUACUUUCUAAAUGUUUCGUUAUGACCAGAGAAAACACUGUCUAGAUAUUUGACAUGAAACUUUAAUGAUAUGAUUAAAUUUCCUACUGAUUGUU
Molecule: messenger RNA, 2781 nt
Organism: Dicentrarchus labrax (European seabass)
Lineage: Eukaryota; Metazoa; Chordata; Actinopteri; Moronidae
Product: zinc-binding protein A33
Exons: 6
Coding region: 105-1661 (518 amino acids)
Molecular function (GO): zinc ion binding; protein binding
Source: RefSeq, a predicted model, not a curated record